Molecule: messenger RNA, 2988 nt
Organism: Notolabrus celidotus (New Zealand spotty)
Lineage: Eukaryota; Metazoa; Chordata; Actinopteri; Labriformes; Labridae
Product: NACHT, LRR and PYD domains-containing protein 1-like
Exons: 20
Coding region: 72-2744 (890 amino acids)
Biological process (GO): regulation of apoptotic process
Molecular function (GO): protein binding
Source: RefSeq, a predicted model, not a curated record
AUCCUCCUCUAGACUUCAGACUUCAGUUCAACAGAAGGAGACCAAAGUCUUCUGGUCCCAGCUCUGUGUCUAUGGAGAGUGACUGGUCUGAAGAUCCUCCUCUUAACAUCAGAUUUAAACCUGGACCCUCAGACUCAAAAGCGACUGGUGGCAGUUCAUCAGAGAUCAGCUGUGCUUCUCUGGCCUCAGCUCUGAAGUCCAACCCCUCCUAUUUGGACCUGAAGUCCAGAAGGCUGGAGGAUUCAGGAGUGAAGCAGUUGUGUGAUUUCCUGGAGAGUCCAAACUGCAGACUGAAGACUCUGAGGUUAAGAUUCUGCAGUUUGUCAGAGCUCAGCUGCGCUUCUCUGGCCUUAGCUCUGAAGUCCAACCCCUCCCAUUUGAGAGAGCUGGACCUGAGCUACAACGAGCUGCAGGAUUCAGGAGUGGAUCAGCUGUGUGAUUUUCUGGAGAGUCCAAACUGCAGACUGGAGACUCUGAGAUUGAGAUGGUGCAGUUUGACAAAGAUCAGCUGUUCUUCUCUGGCCUCAGCUCUGAAGUCCAACCCCUCCAAUCUGAGAGAGCUGGACCUGAGUUACAAUGACCUGCAGGAUUCAGGAGUGAAGCAGCUGUGUGGUCUUGUGGACAGUCCAAUCUACAGACUGGAGACUCUGUGGAUUACAGGAAAACCGAAGAAAGCUGACAAACACAUGAAAUCUCUGAAGUCCCAACACUUCCUCUCUCUAUCAGGGGACAACAGGGUCCAACAGGAUGUGAAGGAAGAGCUUCACCUGCAGGAUGAUGACAGAGAGGCUCCAUCAUCCUUCUCUCCUGAACAGACGGAGUCUGGAUACAGACUUCAGUUCAACAGAAGGAGACCAAAGUCUUCUGGUCCCAGGUCUGUGUCUAUGAAGAGGUACUGGUCUGAAGAUCCUCCUCUAAACAUCGGAUAUAAACCUGGACCCUCAGACUCAAAAGCGACUGGUGGCGGUUCAUCAGAGAUCAGCUGUGCUUCUCUGGCCUCAACUCUGAAGUCCAACCCCUCCUAUUUGGACCUGAAGUCCAGAAGGCUGGAGGAUUCAGGAGUGAAGCAGUUGUGUGAUUUCCUGGAGAGUCCAAACUGCAGACUGGAGACUCUGAGGUUGAGAUUCUGCAGUUUUUCAGAGCUCAGCUGCGCUUCUCUGGCCUUAGCUCUGAAGUCCAACCCCUCCCAUUUGAGAGAGCUGGACCUGAGCUACAACAAGCUGCAGGAUUCAGGAGUGAAGCAGCUGUGUGGUUUUCUGGAGAGUCCAAACUGCAGACUGGAGACUCUGAGAUUGAGAUGGUGCAGUUUGUCAGAGAUCAGCUGUGCUUCUCUGGCCUCAGCUCUGAAGUCCAACCCCUCCCAUCUGAGAGAGCUGGAGCUGAGAGGAAACAAGUUGAAGGAUUCAGGAGUGGAGCAGCUGUGUGGUCUUGUGGACAGUCCAAACUACAGACUGGAGACUCUGGGGAUUACAGGAAAACCGAAGAAAGCUGACAAACACAUGAAAUCUCUGAAGUCCCAACACUUCCUCUCUCUAUCAGGGGACAACAGGGUCCAACAGGAUGUGAAGGAAGAGCUUCACCUGCAGGAUGAUGACAGAGAGGCUCCAUCAUCCUUCUCUCCUGAACAGACGGAGUCUGGAUACAGGUUCAGGUGUCCUGGUCAAGGUGAGUUCCAGUGUGCUUUGACUGGACUGGUGUUUGUUACGGCAAAGGAGGCGGAGCUUCUGUACAGGACCGUCCAAUGGGAUGAGGGCCUCCUCCAACCAGCUGGCAAGGAAGCUGCAGGGCCGCUGUUCAACAUCCAGAGUUCAGAGGGAGCUGUGUGUCAGCUCCACCUCCCUCACUGUGAAUCACAGGAAGGGCUGCUUGUUGAUGACCUGCUGUCAGUCGUCCACAUCACUGAUGAUGGGAUGAGCCUCUUGAAGCCGCUGAAGAUCACAGACACUCAUGUGGUUGUGGACGUCCCUCACCUCUCCUUCUUUGGUCUGGUCAGGUCUUUACCUAAAAGGUUUUGGCCGAUAAAAAGCCAAGUCCUGCUGUUCCUCCGACCUCCAAACAGAAGAUAUGAAAUGCUGGAUGUGUGUCUGCUGCCGCACAACGUCGUUCUGAGUGAGGUCGUCGCCAAACAAGGAGAUGCUGAGUACGUCAAGACCACUUGUAACUGUCGCCUGUACUGUGAUCAAAGUUACAGCGUCCACUGUGAACCUGAGGGCUUUGAAAUACAACCCAAGGAUGAACUAUUUUCUGAAGAGUAUGGACCAAACUUUUUCCCAACAUUUGAAGUGUUCCUCACUUCUGGCCCAGAGGAAGUGACUCUGAUUAUCCAGGACAAAGACCAGAACGAAGUCUGGAACCGUAGAGUGGGUUUAUCAGACUCAAGAAACAAAAUUCUGCAGAGGAUUGUCCCAACAGUGGACAGGGUCCCAGCACGGGACAGGGUCCCAGCACUGGACAGGGUCCCAGCACUGGACAGGGUCCCAGCAGAGGAGAGACUGAAGGCAGUUAGGACAGAGUUUGUGGACAGUGUGUCUGACUCUGUUCUGGACAAGCUUCUGGAUAUCCUCCUGGAAACAGAUGUAAUGAAGGACAAUGAGUAUCAGAAAUUCAGGACAGGAAGUACAGCAGAUAGAGCACGAUAUUUGAUCGAUGUCAUGCGAGGAAGGGGAACUGAAGCCAGUUCCAAAAUGAUCACUGCUCUCUGUGAGGUGGAUCUGUAUCUCUCCAGAAAGCUGAAAUUAUUGUGAAGGGAAAGGAACAGAACACAGACCUGAUGAUGAAGACAGCUGGUUGUUUUAUAUUUACAUGUUACUUGUUGUUACCUUAAAAUGAGGACUGUCACUCUGAAAGGGAUUUACUCCAAUCUGGAAACAGACCUCACUGUGACCAAGCACACUGGGGACUGAAUUGGAUGUUGUUUUGACAGACCUUUGGUCCCAUUAAAUAAAACAGAAUCCCAAAGUUCUUAAUAAACGUGAAACAUCAACUCAU